AUGGCGGGCCGCAGAACCGGAGGGACCACUCCGGACGGCUCGCAGGCAGGAGACACAAAUAGCAGCGAGCAGAUCGACAGCAUGCGGUCUGAGAUCAGUUCGCUGACACAGCAAAUGGGCCAGCUGGUGCAGCUGGUCGGAGGACUUGCUGCACGUAUAGAGGAGAAGUCCGGCGGUGCCACGGAGGGCGCCGCUGAAAGCGGCGGCGCCGUGGAGAGCGUCGCCACAAGCACUGCAGGUCAUUUUGGGACCGUGCAGUACGACGGGAGCGCGCAGGCAGCGGACCUGCGAAGAGAGUCUGGUCCUUCGGGACGACACAGCGGCGAAGUAGGGGGUUCAGACCCCCAAGAGGUGAGAGUAGCCGCUGCUCACAAUCAAGCUUGUUUCCGCAGCGCCAUGGGAAGUGGUGCUGCUGUCUUCGGUAGUGCGAGCGUGGGAUACCAAAGCGUGAAGUACACAGCGCCCACGUUCAGCGGAGACGCCAAGAGCUUUUCUUCGUGGCUAGAGUAUUUUUUGAUGGCAACGAACACAGCAAACCUUCUUGAGCUUUUCGAGGAGGGGGGGGCGGAGAUCCCCGUAAACAGUGGGCAGAGCAAAGUCCAACUGUCCAGGUUUUACCCGCACGACAAAGUAGAGCUCGCUUUCCACGCGUGGAAUUUCCUCCGUGGAGCUCUCAAGGACGAGAAAGACAGGACAAUAAUGAAGCGAGCUGAGUCGCCCCUGGGGGCGCUCCGUGAGCUGAAGGGGUUGUACGACCCAGAAUCGUCCAUGCAGCCUGCGGAUGAGUUAAAAUCCCUGACAUCCAAGAAGAUCCCGAUGGCAGAGAAUCCGCAACAUGCUCUCAACAGUAUGCUCGCCACCGCAGAGUCCCUUUCGAAACGGGGGCUUGAUGUUAACGAAACCUUCGUUUUGCACCUCUUCUUGGAUGCCCUCUCCAACGAGUACGCUAUGACCAAGCACGCCCUCAGACACAAGGAGAGGUUGACAAGGAGUGACGUCCUGAAGGAGGUCACCAUCGAAUAUCGAUCGAUCAUGGAGAAGGUGAAGGCGGGGAAAGGCAAGGGCGCGCGCGGCGCCGAGCAGGCCUACCUCGCCGAUGGAGGCGGCCGCCGUGGGCGGUCGUCGUGGCGUGGGGGCGGCCGCCGAGGGCGGUCGUCCUGGCGUGGUCGUGGCGGUGGCCGCAGCGGCGGCCGCGGGGGCGGCGACAGCAGCGGAAAAGGCGGUGGCGGCGUCGAGGAGAGCAAGGGGAGUGGCUCUGGUGGGGCAGAUGGCGGCGGUACCGGGGACAAGAAGUUCCCGGGCCGGUGCUUCACGUGUGGCCGUUUCGGACACACGCAGCAGGACUGCACCACCAAGGAGAGCGACUACCUCCCGCAGUGCUCACACUGCGCAGGAUGGGGUCACAGCAAGGACAAGUGCGCGACGGAGGAGGCCGUCCUGGCGCAGAUCGUCCAUGCCGACAGCGACGCCGACUCCGUCGACAACCAGGCCUUCUGCGCGGCGCCGGGCCUGCCAGGCGAGUGUGGUGCUGUUGACCUAGGUCUAGUGGGGGUAACGGAACUAGGCCAGGAUGUCAUGGUGUACGUGGCUGGUACAGCAGCCACGUGCUCCAUGUUCCGAUGCGCAAACGCGUUCGUGAACUACCGCGAGUGUAGUGGUUGGGUCAAGGGGAUCGGAGGCAACAAGGCCCCCGUUCCUCUCCUAGGGUACGGAGACGUGACCGUAGUCUUUCUGACCGAAGGCGGUAGGGUACCAGUGCUAAUCCUGAACGCCGCUCAUGUGCCCGAGUCCCCCCACAACCUUCUCUCACUGUCGGCGUUGGCCGAGGAAGGCCACACGUAUUCCGGCCAGAAGGGGGGGCUGACUCUCACUACGAGAGCCGGGGGGAAGGUGUGGUUCCCCCGGACGGGUAAGCUAGUAACUCAAGAAGGCUAUCAAAUCGAGCCGAAGGUAGACAUCGCCUGUGCCGCAACAAUUGUUCCUGGCGAUGCGAAAGCAGCCACCCCCACUGACCUCAACUACUACCACAAUUCGCACGGCCACACGCACGAGGAACUGCUCCAGAAAACGGCGAAACAGCAAGGAGUGCAGCUGACGGGAGGACCGCUGCUACCAUGCCUCGGCUGUUCGAUGUCCAAGGGGCAGCUGCUGCCUCUCGCAGACGACGAGGAGGGCGGGGAGGACGAGAGCAAGCAGAGCACGUCCCGUCAAGGUGCGGGGGGGGUGAAAGACUCGGAGAGUGAGUCUGAUUCCGACCUCGACGUGACGGAGGCUGGGCGAGCGACGCUGCCGGUGCAAGAGAAGGCGCCGGCGGCACCCGGCAACGGGACCGGGGACGCUGGUUCGGGCGUCCCCCUGUCGCCUCCUUCGGGAGGAGGCGACUUUGAUGGAAGCAGCAGCGGCAGCAGCGGGGCGUCACCCGCGGCGGGAGCUUAGGGUUUUUGACCAAUUGCUUCGGGUGUGUAAUCAGCGUGGCCUGUCCAAUCUGUCCUGCCUUGGUUCUGCCCUGAUAGUGCGGCCGUUGGAAUGCUUUGUGAUAGCGACGGUUUCUUUUAUGUUUUGAGUUUGUAGGCGAGGGUUUUUGAUCCGGAUGGCCGAGUUUUUCCCUUGCACCCGUUGCUGUAUAGGUAACUUCAGUAGAGAAUACAUGCCCCACUGAUGGUUUGUCAAUAGCUUGACGAACCGGGGAGGGUGUUCGUGUGUCUGGAUACGAGCAUGGUAGAUCUGCUAGCAGCACGGGGGGGUACGUAGACAGGAGUAUGCGUAUGCCUGACGAAGGCUACUAUGUGUGGGCCCCCUUCCCCGAAUUCGGGAGGGCCACUUCUUCUCUUCCUUUCCUCGCUCCCGCGGGUGCCUAAUCAGAGAGAGUUAAAGCGUGCCUUCUCCUCCCAAGUACGGACAUACCAACAUUCCUCGACACCGAAAUCACAAAACUCACUUUUUCGCUGGAUUGUCAUAGUCGAGCGAUUGAAGCGCCUCCCACAUCUUGGGCACUCCCGGUGCAGUGCUGCCGUCGUGUGAUUUGGGGUUGCCAGCGCGUACCCUGCCGAGCCUUAAAUGUUUGUUUACGAAGUGGUCGACAAUCUCAUCCCAACCCCACCUGGAUCGUUCACCUCAAUGGCAUGGUUGGCGUCCUUGUUUCGAUUCGUGGGCGCCUGUUCGCUGGUGAGGACCUUCUCGUACAUCUCGUCCGAGAACACGAUGAAGCACAACCUUGCCGCAUCCCCGCUGGAACGGCAUCUCCAAUUGCGCUUUUCCUCCUCGGCAGCAAGCUUCGCCUUCGCUUCCUUCGCCACCUUCUUCGCUUGCGGGGUGCCCUGCGGAGCUUGCUUUCAAUCAGGGUCGACACCUUUGGAUACACACCACGCGUGCUGGGCUAGGAGCGGCUUUACAGCUUCUGGCUUCUUCACGCUCGAAAUCGACGUGUUGGCCUCGUUGACCCCAUCACCGCGCCGAAAGGCUCCCUUGUGGCCCGCUGCCUCCGCGCGCCUCUUCAUCUCCGUUUUGACAUGCCGGGAGCAACCAGUCAGCAUAGUCCGGCUGCUCCUCCCGGGUGGGCUUGGGCGGUAAUGUUGGAGGCGAAGGUAGGAGUUGCACGGACGAUCCUGGCCCUGGCGCGAGGGCUGGCAGCGAUCCCGGCCCUGGCGGGAAGGCUGGCGGCGAUCCCGGCCCU
Molecule: messenger RNA, 3673 nt
Organism: Ectocarpus sp. CCAP 1310/34
Lineage: Eukaryota; Phaeophyceae; Ectocarpales; Ectocarpaceae
Source: the annotation of a GenBank genome assembly